GGCGGGCGGGUGCAGCGCCUGCUCUUAUCCUCCCUACUUUUCCACUCUUUCCCUUCUCUUCUGAAUCCUCCACUCGGGACCCCUGUCUGUGAAAUCCUUCGUCGCUCUCCUCACCCUUUUCUCUAAGUUUUAACCGUCCUUCCCCCUAUUUCCUGGAGCCAAUGCGAGACAUUGACUCCGAUUAAGCGACGUGCACGCGUUGGGGUCGACGAGUGGUGAUGGAGAGCGCCCCCUCGCGGGGUGGCCUGAACCGAGCACACCUGCAAUGCAGGAAUCUGCAGGAGUUCCUCGGGGGCCUGAGCCCUGGGGUGCUGGACCGACUGUACGGGCACCCUGCCACCUGUCUGGCUGUCUUCAGGGAGCUCCCGUCUUUGGCUAAGAACUGGGUGAUGCGGAUGCUCUUUCUGGAGCAGCCUUUGCCACAAGCUGCUGUGGCCCUGUGGGUGAAGAAGGAAUUCAGCAAAGCUCAGGAGGAAAGUACAGGGCUGCUGAGCGGCCUCCGGAUCUGGCACACGCAGCUGCUUCCUGGUGGUCUCCAGGGCCUCAUCCUGAACCCCGUCUUCCGCCAGAACCUCCGCACUGCCCUUCUGGGUGGGGGCAAGGCCUGGUCUGAUGACACAAGUCAGCUGGGACCAGACAAGCAUGCCCGGGACGUCCCCUCCCUGGAUAAGUACGCCGAGGAGCGAUGGGAGGUGGUCCUGCACUUCAUGGUGGGCUCCCCCAGUGCGGCCGUCAGCCAGGACUUGGCUCAGCUCCUCAGCCAGGCGGGGCUGAUGAAGAGUGCUGAGCCUGGAGAGCCGCCCUGCAUCACCUCUGCUGGCUUCCAGUUCCUGCUGCUGGACACGCCCGCCCAGCUCUGGUACUUCAUGCUGCAGUACCUGCAGACGGCCCAGAGUCGGGGCAUGGACCUGGUGGAGAUCCUCUCCUUCCUCUUCCAGCUCAGCUUCUCUACUCUGGGCAAGGAUUACUCUGUGGAGGGCAUGAGUGAUUCUCUGUUGAACUUCCUGCAGCACCUGCGUGAGUUUGGGCUUGUUUUCCAGAGGAAGAGGAAGUCCCGGCGGUACUACCCCACGCGCCUGGCCAUCAACCUCUCGGCGGGCGUUUCUGGGGCCGGGGGCACUGCACAUCAGCCAGGCUUCAUUGUCGUGGAAACCAAUUACCGGUUGUACGCCUACACAGAGUCGGAGCUGCAGAUCGCCCUCAUUGCCCUCUUCUCUGAGAUGCUCUAUCGCUUCCCCAACAUGGUGGUGGCGCAGGUCACCCGGGAGAGCGUGCAGCAGGCCAUCGCCAGCGGCAUUACAGCCCAGCAGAUCAUCCAUUUCCUAAGGACAAGGGCCCACCCAGUGAUGCUUAAACAGACCCCUGUGCUGCCGCCCACCAUCACAGACCAGAUUCGGCUGUGGGAGCUGGAGAGGGACAGACUCCGCUUCACCGAGGGCGUCCUGUACAACCAGUUCCUGUCGCAAGUGGACUUCGAGCUGCUGCUGGCCCACGCGCGGGAGCUGGGCGUGCUGGUGUUCGAGAACGCGGCCAAGCGGCUCAUGGUGGUGACGCCGGCGGGGCACGGCGACGUCAAGCGCUUUUGGAAGCGGCAGAAGCACAGCUCCUGAGCGCGGCGCCCCGGGGGCUUGGCGGGCGCGGGGGUUCCCGUGGGGACGCGGCUGCUCAAUAAAGUCGUGGAAGUGCUCCUCGCGCCUGUGCGAGCCCUCCCGAUGCCGCAUUGGCCUCUGGCCCCUGUUCGACCGUGGGGGCUGAGGCCCUCCCGGGGCCUCCCCAAGUCCCAUCCCCUUUCCACCCAGUCGGAGCCCUACGGGCCCCCCGCCUCCCGGAGGAACCGCGAAGCCAAACAGAAGCGCCUGCGAGAGAAGCAGGCGGCGCUGGAGGCCGGGCUAGCCGGGGAGAGCCAGUCCCCCGCAGAACCCGGCAAGGCCUGGACGCCUAAAGAAAUCGUGCUGUAUGAAGUCCCCACGGAACCCGGGGCGAAGAAAGACGUCUCCCGGCCCCUGCCCGCUGCUUACAGCCCCCGCUACGUGGAGGCGGCCUGGUACCCGUGGUGGGUGCGAGAGGGCUUCUUCAAACCCGAGUAUCAGACCAGGCUGCCCCAGAGCACCGGGGAGACCUUCUCCAUGUGCAUCCCCCCUCCCAACGUCACCGGGUCCCUGCACGUCGGGCACGCACUGACCGUGGCCAUCCAGGACGCUCUUGUGCGCUGGCACCGGAUGCGUGGGGAUUGCGUGCUGUGGGUCCCUGGCUCAGAUCAUGCAGGGAUUGCUACCCAAGCUGUGGUGGAGAAGCGGCUGUGGAAGGAGCGGGCGGUGAGGAGACAGGAGCUGGGCCGGGAAGGCUUCCUCCGGGAGGUGUGGCGGUGGAAGGAGGAGAAAGGGGGGGAGAUCUGCGGGCAGCUCCGAGAGCUGGGGGCCUCCCUGGACUGGGACCGGCAGUGCUUCACUAUGGACGCGGGCUCCUCGAUGGCUGUGACGGAAGCUUUCGUGCGACUCCACAAGGCAGGGCUGUUGUACCGCGGCCGGCAGCUGGUCAACUGGUCGUGCGCUUUGAGGUCAGCCAUCUCGGACGUUGAGGUGGAGCGCCGGUCCCUGCCUGGCCCCACCGAGCUCCGGCUGCCCGGCUGCCCCACCCCUGUGACUUUCGGCCUCCUCGUCUCGGUGGCCUUCCCCGUGGAUGGAGAGCCUGACGCAGAGGUCGUGGUAGGGACCACGAGACCAGAGACGUUGCCUGGAGACGUGGCCGUGGCUGUUCAUCCCGAUGACGCCCGAUACACACAUCUACAUGGGCGACACCUUCGUCACCCCUUGACAGGGCAGCUUCUCCCCCUCGUCACAGACUCUGCUGUCCAGCCGCACAUGGGCACGGGGGCGGUGAAGGUGACUCCAGCGCACAGCCCUGCUGACGCCGAGCUGGGGGCCCGCCACGGCCUGCGCCCCCUGAGUGUCAUUGCGGAGGAUGGGACCAUGGCCCCCGCCUGUGGGGCCUGGCUGCAGGGUCUCCACCGCUUCGUGGCCCGGGAGGAGAUCCUGUCCGCGCUGAGGGAGCGGGGCCUGCUCCGGGGCCUCCAGAGCCACCCCAUGGUGCUGCCCCUUUGCAGCCGCUCCGGGGACGUGGUGGAGUACCUGCUGAAGAGCCAGUGGUUCAUCCGCUGCCGGGAGAUGGCGGACCGCGCCGCGCAGGCGGUGGCGUCGGGGGCCCUGGAGCUGAGCCCAUCCUUCCACCAGAAGACCUGGCAGCACUGGUUCUCCCGCGCUGAAGACUGGUGCAUCUCCCGGCAGCUGUGGUGGGGCCAUCGGAUUCCAGCCUACCUGCUCGUCGGGGAGCCCGGGACGGUGGGCCACGGGGAGGACUGCUGGGUGGUCGGGCGAACGGAGGCCGAGGCCAGGGAGGCGGCUGCAGAGCUGACAGGGAGGCCAGGCGCCGAGCUGACCCUGGAGCGCGACCCCGAUGUCCUGGACACGUGGUUCUCUUCAGCUCUCUUCCCCUUCUCUUCCCUGGGCUGGCCCCAGCAGACCCCAGACCUCACGCGCUUCUACCCCCUGUCGCUUCUGGAGACAGGCAGUGACCUCCUGCUGUUCUGGGUGGGCCGCAUGGUCAUGUUGGGGACCCAGCUCACGGGGCAGCUCCCCUUCAGCAAGGUGCUUCUGCACGCCAUGGUCCGGGACAGGCAGGGCCGGAAGAUGAGCAAGUCCCUGGGGAACGUGCUGGACCCUCGGGACAUCAUCCGAGGGGCGGAGCUGCAGGUGCUGCAGGAGAAGCUGAGGGAUGGGAACUUGGACCCCAAAGAGCUGGCGAUCGCGGCUGCAGCGCAGAGAAAGGACUUCCCUCAUGGGAUCCCCGAGUGUGGGACAGAUGCCCUGCGCUUCGCUCUGUGCUCCCAUGGGGCCCUGGCGGGGGACCUGCACCUGUCUGUCUCUGAGGUCCUGAGCUCCCGCCAUUUCUGCAACAAGGUCUGGAACGCCCUGCGCUUCAUCUUCGGUGUCCUAGGCGAGAACUUCACGCCGCAGCCUGCAGAGGAGCUGUGCCCCGCGUCCCCCAUGGACGCCUGGAUCCUGAGCCGCCUGGCUCGCACCGCCCGGGAGUGCGAGCGCGGCUUCCUCACCCGGGAGCUGCCCCUCGCCACCCACGCCCUGCACCACUUCUGGCUCCACAGCCUCUGUGACGUCUACCUGGAGGCCGUGAAGCCCGGGCUGUCGCACGGCCCCCGCCCGCCUGGGCCGCCUCAGGUGCUGUUCUGCUGUGCGGACGUCGGUCUCCGCCUGCUGGCCCCCUUCAUGCCCUUCCUGGCUGAGGAGCUCUGGCAGAGGCUGCCCCCCGGGCCGGGCGGCCCCCGCGCCCCCAGCAUCUCUGUUGCCCCCUAUCCCAGUGCCCAAAGCCUGGAGCGCUGGCACCGCCCCGAGCUGGAGCGGCGCUUUUCCCGGGUCCAGGAGGCCGUGCAGGCGCUGAGGGCCCUCCGGGCCACGUACCAGCUCUCCAAGGCCCGGCCCCGAGUGCUGCUGCAGAGCUCAGAGCCCGGAGAGCGUGAUGUCUUCGAGGCCUUCCUGGAGCCGCUGGGCACCCUGGGCCGCUGCGGGGCUGUGGGCCUCUUGCCCGUGGGUGCAGCCGCCCCCUCCGGCUGGGCCCGGGCCCCGCUCAGCGACAGCGCUCAGGUCCACAUGGAGCUGCAGGGCCUGGUGGACCCGCAGGCCCAUCUGCCUGUGCUGGCCGCCCGAAGGCACAAGUUGCAGAAGCAGCUGGACGGCCUCGUGGCCCGGACCCCGUCAGAGGGAGAGGCCGAGGCUCGGCGGCAGCAGAGGCUUUCUGCCCUCCACCUGGAAUUGUCGAAACUGGACCAGGCGGCCUCGCACCUCAGGCAGCUGAUGGCUGCGUCUCCCAGCCCCAGGGAACCGUGAGCCCUCGCACCUGGCGCUUCUCCGCCCGCCCAGACCUGCUGUGAGGACAGACGGAGCCUGCAGCUGCUGGCAGGGGCCUCGGAAACCACAGGUGCCCCGCGCUCCCGGGCGCAGACCGGCGUGGCCCCUCGAAGCGCGCUCCUGCCCGCUGCCCGUGCGCCCCUGGAAGCUCUGGCACGAGGAGUGCAGAUAAACGCCGUCUC
Molecule: messenger RNA, 5101 nt
Organism: Eptesicus fuscus (big brown bat)
Lineage: Eukaryota; Metazoa; Chordata; Mammalia; Chiroptera; Vespertilionidae
Product: valine--tRNA ligase, mitochondrial
Exons: 43
Biological process (GO): nucleotide-excision repair; valyl-tRNA aminoacylation
Cellular component (GO): cytosol; transcription factor TFIIH core complex
Molecular function (GO): aminoacyl-tRNA deacylase activity; ATPase activator activity; ATP binding
Source: RefSeq, a predicted model, not a curated record